Molecule: messenger RNA, 1572 nt
Organism: Trichoderma gamsii
Lineage: Eukaryota; Fungi; Ascomycota; Sordariomycetes; Hypocreales; Hypocreaceae
Exons: 3
Coding region: 1-1572 (523 amino acids)
Biological process (GO): positive regulation of transcription by RNA polymerase II
Cellular component (GO): RNA polymerase II transcription regulator complex
Molecular function (GO): protein dimerization activity; DNA-binding transcription factor activity
Source: RefSeq, a predicted model, not a curated record
AUGGAAGCGCAGGCACCGCAGCGAAUGCUGCCCACCAAGCCGGCCGGCCUCAACAACAUCCUUAACACAGACGAUCGAGCACCUUCCCAUACCGCAGCCGCCCCUCAACUUCGCGAUUCUGGAUUUUAUUCCACCCACGACAACUCUAGCAAGCAUACCUCAGCAGCAUCCUUUACGGUUCCUGGACUCAGCCCUGCCGGAUCUGGCUAUUCUUCAGUUGACAAGACGCCUUCCCCUGUAGCCACCAAUAUGCUGCCCCAAUCGGUUGUUUCCCCCUCUGCUAGUAACAUGAGCGUGGCCUCGAUGGUUUCUCCUAGCAAUGUUCCCAUUGUUCACAACGGCGCCGACCAGCGAAGAUUCGACCGACCAACCUCGCUAGAUACACCCCACUUCUCAGGGCCAAUGCUGGGAGAAGGGCUCGCUAAUAAUGCGGCCAGCCGACGUGAAAGCGUGGACAGCAGAAUCAACCAGGGCCUUAGUGAUAUGCGCCUGGGAGGCUCUCCGUACACUAGCAACAAUCAAUCUUCGACGUCCAUCCAAAACACACUCCAUGCGCAGCGGAACCCCAGGCCCGGUCUGGAGGCUCUUGCCCACCAUAGAAUUUCAAAUGGCUACCAGCCUAGUGCUGAACGAAACCCAGAGACAAAGGUGAUUAGGACUGCCCCUACAAUCACUGGACCAACAACUGGCCAUAUCGCCCGUGCUGCCGAGCCGACUAAGGGUCAGGCGUGGGCUUUCCCGGCGGAGGAAGAUGAUAAAGCCAAUAACCAAUCUUCAUACGAUUUAUCGCGUCGUAGUAGCAUUACGGAGUCUAUUGCUAGCAGCCAGUUUACCACCGAGUCCAGGCUGCCGCCGGGCCAGCGCAGACUUGAAGAUGGGGCUGAGUUUUCCCGCAUGAACUCAUCCGAGUUCCCGCCUGUGCACCACCAUAGCAUGCAGCACAAGCAGCUUGCCGAUCUUCAAGCUGAGGAGAGUAACGGAGCCACGGGAUCACAGCCCUAUAGCCGAACCCCUGAGCUCAGAGUAAGUCACAAACUGGCUGAGCGAAAGCGAAGAACCGAGAUGAAGGAGCUGUUUGAUCAGCUACGCGAUUUGAUGCCGCAGGAGCGUGGCUCAAAGGCUUCAAAGUGGGAGAUUCUCACAAAAGCCAUUGCGGAGCAUCAAAGACAGGCUGAGCACGUUCGAGCGCUCCAAAAUCACUAUAACGCGACCAUAGCCGAGAACGAAAUGCUACGGCGAGAGGUGUCAGGACUGCGAAUGGACAACACCCAGCUCAUGACAGAGCUGGGUCGCCUCACAGAGCUGAAUCGCCAGACAGAGCUGAAUCGCCAGACAGAGCUGAAUCGCCAGUCAGAGCUGAAUCGCCAGUCAGAGCUGAAUCGCCAGUCAGCGGCGCCUUCUGCGCCCAUUAGCCAGCCUGGUUACUCGCCUGAUCACUAUGCAAGUGCUCCCCGGACUGAGCUGCCACCUCUCCGGUCUCUUAACAACGGCAUCCAGAAUGGCCCUGACUCCAUGACGGGUGUGCAGUAUGAGGCACCACGAUCUAAUGGGUACCGACCAGAGCGUUACUAG